This is a messenger RNA of Trematosphaeria pertusa, 1578 nucleotides long. RefSeq names its product cytochrome P450. The transcript is spliced from 3 exons. The coding region runs from base 1 to 1578 and encodes 525 amino acids. The record is from RefSeq and is a predicted model, not a curated record. Gene Ontology annotation, molecular function: oxidoreductase activity, acting on paired donors, with incorporation or reduction of molecular oxygen; iron ion binding; heme binding. Lineage: Eukaryota; Fungi; Ascomycota; Dothideomycetes; Pleosporales; Trematosphaeriaceae.
AUGAUUUCCAUCAUCUUACCGGCGCUUUUGAACCAGCUUCAGGAACAUACGCUUCGCUCCGUCACUGCUCUUCUCCUCAGCAUCCCGUUAACGUAUGUUCUUAUCAACGAAUAUGUACGGCGGGCCGCCCGCGUGAAGGGCUUCUCUGGUCCCUUCAACUGGCCAGUGGUCGGUAAUAUCCCCGACAUCAAGUACAAUGCGGCCGAGAAAUAUAGAGAAUGGAGCAGGGUCUACGGAGAUGUAUAUCAGAUACAGCUGGGGAACGUUCCGGUGAUUGUUGUAAAUAGCGCCGAGGCGGCGAGGAAGAUCUUUGGGCAGAACAGCCAGGCGUUGAGUUCCAGGCCUGUAUUUUGGACGUUUCACAAGGUGCUCUCGAACACGGCCGGAACGACGAUUGGAACCUCGCCGUUCAAUGACUCCCUGAAGCGCCGACGAAAGGGCGCUGCAUCAGCGCUGAACAAGCCGUCAAUCGCAACGUACAUCGACCACCUCGACAUCGAGACGAAGGACUUUGUGAGGGAGGGGUUCGAGAACGGGCGAGCUGGCACUGUCGGCGUCGAUCCGAUGCCAAUGAUCCAACGACUGUCCCUGUCUCUUUCGCUGACGCUGAACUGGGGGACGCGGAUGGGCAGCCGGGACGAUCCAAUGUUUGAUGAGAUAACGGAGGUCGAGGAGGCCAUUUCCAAGUUCCGAAGCACUACGGGGAACCUGCAGGACUAUGUUCCGAUUUUGAGGCUCAAUCCGUUUAGUUUUGGAUCUCAGAAGGCGCGCGAGAUGCGAAGGAGACGGGACGUGUACCUGCACCGAUUGAAUAAGGACCUGGACGAGCGUAUGGAAAAGGGGAUCCACAAGCCGUGCAUCCAAGCCAACGUCAUCUUGGACAAGGAGGCAGCGCUGAACAAGGAGGAGUUGACAUCUAUCAGCUUGACUAUGCUUUCGGGAGGAUUGGACACCAUUACCACGCUGGUGCAGUGGAGCGUCGCGCUGUUGGCCCAGAGACCGGACAUCCAGAGGAAGGCUAUCGAGGAGAUGCGCAAGUUCUAUUCGGACGAGGAACCGCUGUGCGAUGCGCAAGACGACCAGAAGUGCGAGUACGUGGCCGCGCUGGUGAGGGAGUGUCUGAGAUACUAUUGCGUUCUCCGACUCGCGCUCCCGCGGGCCACGGUCAAAGAUAUCUUCUACGAAGGGAGGCUGAUCCCGGCCGGUAGCACGAUCUACCUGAAUGCGUGGGCGUGUAACAUGGACCCGAAGGUUUGGCGCGACCCGGAGGCGUUCCGGCCGGAGCGGUGGAUUGAGCAGCCGGAUGCGCCGCUGUUCACGUACGGGCUCGGAUACAGGAUGUGCGCUGGGUCGCUGCUUGCGAACAGGGAGCUGUAUCUAACCUACAUGCGCAUGCUGAACAGCUUCGAGAUCCUGCCGGAUUCGCAGGUCGAGACGCACCCCGUGAAGGGCAGCGCGGAUCCAACGAGUUUGGUGACCAUGUGCAGGCAUUACAAGGUCAUCUUCAAGCCCCGGAACGAGGCCGCUCUCAGGAGAGCGCUGAGGGAGGCCGACGAGAAGCUUGGAAGCGCGACGUAG